AUGGAGGGGGUGUCUUAUCUAUGCCCGCUCGCAGCGGAACUUGGGUGUGAUAAAACAUUUCCCUAUAAAAAGAAUGCAAUCAGACACGCUAAGGAGGUGGACGCCCGGCACUUCCCAUGCCCACGUGCAGACGAACUUAAUUGUCGCAAGAAUUUCGUCUCGGAAGAAGUUGCAGACGAUCAUGCUGCAAGUGCGCACGACCAAAGAGAGCCUUUGCCAUGCCCACGCGCGGACGACCUCGAAUGCAAGGAGACGUUUUACUCGAUAACGAAUGCACAGAGGCAUUCCAAGAAUGUGCACGGUGUUGACAAAUGGCGCUGCCCACGCGCAGAUGAGGUGGAUUGCCAAUUAACGUUUGGCUCGGAAAAAGAUGCAAAAAGGCAUGCUGACAAAGAAAACAAAACAAAACCUUUGCCGCGCCCUAGUGCAGAGGAGUUUGGAUGCGAGCAGACGUUUAAUUCGAAAAGGAAUGCAAAACAGCAUGAGAGGGUUCAUAAGCAAAUCAAAUGGCCCUGCCCGCGCGCAGAGGAAUUUGAAUGUCCAUGUUGA
Molecule: messenger RNA, 549 nt
Organism: Penicillium hordei
Lineage: Eukaryota; Fungi; Ascomycota; Eurotiomycetes; Eurotiales; Aspergillaceae
Product: Threonyl/alanyl tRNA synthetase SAD
Exons: 1
Coding region: 1-549 (182 amino acids)
Source: RefSeq, a predicted model, not a curated record